This is a messenger RNA of Scheffersomyces amazonensis, 1341 nucleotides long. RefSeq names its product Hat2p (gene HAT2). The coding region runs from base 125 to 1300 and encodes 391 amino acids. Lineage: Eukaryota; Fungi; Ascomycota; Pichiomycetes; Serinales; Debaryomycetaceae. Gene Ontology annotation, molecular function: nucleosome binding; histone binding. Gene Ontology annotation, biological process: regulation of DNA-templated transcription; chromatin remodeling. Gene Ontology annotation, cellular component: nucleus; Rpd3L-Expanded complex; cytoplasm. The record is from RefSeq and is a predicted model, not a curated record. The transcript has a single exon.
AUUUAUUAUUUCUUAGUCUUUUUUUUGCAAUUCAAAAUUUUAGACGCGCGUUGGGGAGGAAAUUGAAAAAUCACCGUUGAACACUACAGCAACGUUUUAUCAAUAGUGAAGAAGGUUACUAGCAAUGUCGGAAGAAAUUUCAGAAGUAUCUCAAAGUGAGGUGACCAUUAAAGAAGAAUAUCAAUUAUGGCGUAAAAAUUGUCGUUAUAUGUAUGAGUUUGUUAGUGAGACAGCAUUAACAUGGCCAUCAUUAACUGUUCAAUGGUUACCAGACCAUCAAGAACAAGAUGGAAUAAUUGAAUCAAAAUUAUUAUUAGGUACUCACACAUCAGGUGAAGAUACCAAUUAUUUAAAAAUAGCCUCUACUCAACUUCCUUCUACAUCAGAAAAGAAGGCAUCUUCUCGUAUAAAGAUUAUAAAAAAAUUUCAAAAUAGUUUUGAAAUAAAUAGAGCAAGGUAUAUGCCACAAGAUCCAUCAAUAAUUGCAACUAUUAAUGGAGAGGGAGAAAUAGAUAUAUAUGAUAUUAAUAAUGAUUCGAAAGCUGCAUAUUUGCACCUUACACCACAUGAAGCUAAUGGUUAUGGAUUAGCAUGGAACCCAUAUAAAAAGGGGUACUUAUUAUCUUCAUCUGAUGAUAAAUCGGUUGUGCUAUCAGAUGUUGGAAAAGAUCGAAUAUUCAGGAAUACUUCACAUUCAGACAUUGUCAAUGAUGCAAAAUGGCAUCAUUUUGAUGAGAAUAUAUUUGGAUCUGUAAGUGAUGAUAAAUAUACUUUUAUAUUUGAUAUUAGAACACCUAAUAAACCAGUAUCUAAAUUUUAUAAUCCAGAAUCUAAAGGGAUCAAUUCAUUGGCCUUUUCACCAUUUUCUCAUAAUUUAUUAGCUAUUGGGAAUACUAAUUCGAAUAUUAAUUUAUUAGAUAUUCGUAAAUUUAAUAGUGAUUCUAAUGGUGGGUUACUUCAUACAAUGAUGGGACAUUCUGAUUCUAUUACAAGUUUAGAAUUUUCACCUCAUAAGGAUGGAAUACUUGCUUCUGGAUCUCUGGAUCGUAGAGUUAUAUUAUGGGACUUAUUUAAGAUCGGAGAAGAACAACAACAAGAAGAUGCAGAAGAUGGAUGUUCAGAAUUAUAUAUGAUGCAUGCAGGUCAUACAGGUGCCGUUAUGGAUUUGAGUUGGUGUCCUUAUAAAGAAUGGACGUUAGCUUCCGUAGCAGAUGACAAUAUUGUCCAUUUAUGGGAGGUUGGUAAGAGUAUUAUCAAUUCAGAAACAUCCACUACUUUAUCAGAAAAGGAUUUAGAGUAAGAGAGUAUUUACAGUAUAUAUUAUAAUAUAUAUAAAAUAUU